This is a messenger RNA of Ogataea haglerorum, 1731 nucleotides long. RefSeq lists its product as uncharacterized. Lineage: Eukaryota; Fungi; Ascomycota; Pichiomycetes; Pichiales; Pichiaceae. Bases 1 to 1731 code for a protein of 576 amino acids. Gene Ontology annotation, biological process: proteasome-mediated ubiquitin-dependent protein catabolic process. Gene Ontology annotation, cellular component: GID complex. The record is from RefSeq and is a predicted model, not a curated record. Gene Ontology annotation, molecular function: protein binding. The transcript has a single exon.
AUGUCCCCGAAAAGAAAAGGAUCUAUUGCAGCGAAUUCCGACAACUCGUCGGCAAACAACCACACAGGGAUUCACUCGCUUCUCUCUGCUGCCAUACCUGGUUUAUCCACCGAACUGAGCUCGAUCAAGAACGAUCAGCUAUUGCUACUGAUUAUACAAUAUUUUACAGAUCUCGGAGGACCGUUUAAAGACAUUGCCGACCAUGUGAGCCAGACCACAGGCCUCCAAGUCACCGACCGCCAUCUUAGAGAGUUUAGCGAUUUUUUACGAGACACCAAAGUUGAUCUAGAAGGGGCAAGUUCUUUAGAAUUGAUAAACAACAAUCUAGCCCAGCUUGUGGGUGACGACUCGCAAUUGUCAAAAAUUCAACGAGAUGUCCGUGUGCUGAUCAAAAAGACCCUGUUCCUGGAAAGCCUGAUCCUCCUGAGAAAUAACAACCGAGCAUUGCGAACCCUGAGAACACUCACAGCAGACUAUCCUGACGAUGAAAAGGUGGAAAGUCUAAGCAAGAAAUUGAGCUCGUUGCUGGUCAGUUUUGGCGACCAGAUUGAGCUCGUCGACUCCAGCACUAAAGCUCUACUCGAAGAGCUGGGAUGGCAAAUAGGUGGAGAUCUUGCUGUUUCGAGAGAGUGCCUUGUCAAUCAGGUGCUGGCGCUGCUUCCUUCCGAUAAAGUUAUCCCGCCACAUAGACUAGCACAGCUGUUGAAACAGGCAGUGGCAUACCAGCAGCUUAACGAUCCUUACUACAUUCCUACGAGCUCGUCGCAACCCCUAACUUUACUGAGAGACGCAAACACAUACAUGAAGGACCAAUUCCCAAAAAACCUAAAGAUCCGUCUUGAACAUCACGAAAAUGAGUGCUGGUUCGUCAAGUACUCCAACACGGGGAAAUAUCUGGCCAGUGCUUCGGUCGAUAAAACGAUUGCUAUUUACGACACACAAACCUACCGAUUGCACAAGCACCUCGUCGGCCACGACAACACGAUUAUAUACCUGUCGUGGUCUCACGAUGACACCAAGAUCAUCACCUCUUCUUUUGACCAGACCGUCAAGGUGUGGGAUCUUGAAUCGGGUAGCUGCAUUGCCACCAUCUCUGACCAGGACCUGUUCAACUCGAAUGUCCGGAUUCGGUCAGUGGAAUUUUUCAAGUACAGUGACCAGUUCAUCAUUGGCUCACCCGACAAAAAGCUGUGCAUUUUCAACCUAGACAAGGAGCUAGUUUACGAUUUCAAAAUCUCCCACAGAAUUGAAGAUCUGGCUCUGGUCAACGACGAAAAAUUGCUUGUUGUAACGCACUCAUGCCAACUGAUGAUUUAUGAUAUCACUUCUUCCAGCUACGAGCUUUCUAGCAUCAUCAAUAUCGAGAAACAACUAACCUCCAUAACCGUUUCGCCGGACGAUCCAGACCACUGUCUGAUAAACGUGAAGGCAGACGAGCUGCAGCUCUGGAACAUCUCUAAGACUUCCCGGCCGUACCUGGUGAACAAAUACUACGGGCUCCAGCAGUCGGACUACAUAAUUAGGGGCUGCGUUACAGACAAAAACCUUGUUCUUAGCGGAAGCGAAGACGGGCUGAUUUACAUUUGGAAUAAAAAGUUUGGCAACCUCAUAGAGUGUUUGAAAGGGCACAAGUCUCUCAUCAACUGCAUCGACUGGAAACCAACCGACAAUGACGACUACGAAUGGGCAAGUUGUGGCGACGACGGGGUCGUGAACAUCUGGGGCGUUUAG